Messenger RNA from Dictyostelium discoideum AX4, 894 nucleotides. RefSeq lists its product as hypothetical. NCBI's taxonomy places the organism in Eukaryota, Evosea, Eumycetozoa, Dictyosteliales, Dictyosteliaceae. The record is from RefSeq and is a predicted model, not a curated record. The coding region runs from base 1 to 894 and encodes 297 amino acids. The transcript has 2 exons.
AUGGCUUAUAAAAUAUAUGGUGAAGGGGAAAAAAAGAUAUUAUUUGUUAUGGGUGUAUUAUCAAAAGGAAAUAAUUGGUCAUCAUCAGUUGAAUAUUUUAAACAAUUUCCAAAAUACCAAAUCUGUAUAUUUGAUCAUUCUGGUGUUGGUGAAUCUUCAAAUUCUUCAUUAUUUGGUAUUAAUGGCCUUGCCUCUGAUACUUUGGAAUUACUAGACUAUUUGAAAUGGGAUAAAGUAAAUGUUGUUGGAAUAACAAUGGGUGCAUCAGUAUCAUAUGAGUUAUCAAUUAUCGCUCCAAAUAGAAUUAAAACUUUAAAUCUUACAAGUUUUUGUCAAAAUAUUGAGAAAACACUAUUCCAGAAUGGUAUUCAAAGAUUAUUAAAACUUCAAUUACAUUCACUACUUUAUGAUAUUGAUGAACCAACCUUAAUUUCAAAUAUAAUGUUUUCACAAUCUUAUUUAGAAUCUAAAUCAAAAAUUAAACCAAUUGGGAAAAAUAAGGACUAUGUCAUACCAUUAACUGGAAAAUUAGCAAAUGAUUUAAAAUCAGUUUCUUGGAAAGCUAAACUCUCUCAUAUCUAUUCAUUGAUUUCUUAUAAAAUUAAACAACCAUAUAAACCAAAGAGAUAUGCUGGUCAUGCUUUAUAUGCUGAAGAUAUUAAAUCUUAUAAUGAAAAUGUUGAAAAAUUCAUUUCAUCUAAACAAAAUUUAUCAAAUAAAUUUCUAAUUCAUGAAACAUUGGAAUAUAAUUCAAAAACUAUUUUAAAUGAUCAUUAUUCUCAUUUAAAUUAUCAAAAAAUUCCAAUAUUACAAACUCCACUAUUUUUAAAUACAAAAAAUAAUUUAAAUAAUAAUUUUGCAAAUUUUAAAUCAACAUUGUUGGAAAAAAUUUAA